UCCACGACGCCAGCUCAACAAGAUCGGCAGAGUUGCGGCGCAUCGCCCGAUCACUCGCUCCCUCGUGCGCUCUCUCUCUCUCUUGCUCCAUCUCUGUCUCUCGCUCCCUCUCUCUGUCUCUCUUGCUCCAUCUCCGUCUCUCGCUCCCUCUCUGUCUCUCGCUCCUCAUCAGCAGGAACCUCCGAGCACGCGAUCGGAGUGACACACGCAUGUCCAGGCUGUGGUGCUCCGGCACAGCACGGGGGUGGCUGCUCUACCGACGUGUUCCGACUGCCACGCUCGUCGUGUUCUCUGUUGGCGUCUGUUUGUGUUGUUGUUGUUGCUGCUGCUGCUGCUGUUGUUGUUGUUGACGGGCGCUCGCGUGUCUCAAAAUCGCCCCACGAGAGGCGGGCAAAGGGGCUGGGCGAGGAUGGAUGAACGAGCUGACUGACGGCCGCUAGGGAGGUGGACGCGAUACGAGAGGCGGCGUGAAAGCGAAGUUGUGAGCGCGUCUAGAGGAGGAGAUCCGAGGCGGUGGCGGUGGUGGUGGAGGAGCGAAUGGAACAAGAACUCCCGUGGCACAAGACAGAGGACAUCUGCCGAGUGAUAUAGCCCGAAGCUUCGUGGACAGCACCAUCGGCAUCGCCUGGCGCGACGAACAACAGCAGCAGCAUCAUCAUCACAAGCAGCAGCCGCGUCAGCAAAGUGCGGACAGCGAAGCGACCGAGAGAAUCGACGAUGCAUCAUCAGCGGCGGCACCACGGAGGGCACUGAAUGAGGAUCGUCACCGCGGGUAACGGCAAAGAUCGGCAGAAGUAAACAGCAGAAGCGACAUCGACAACAGCUGCCUCAACCACAGAACCAACAGCUUUAGCAGCAGCAGCAGCAGCAGCAGCUGGACAGCAUCGCCAACAGCAGCAACGACGUUGGCACCACGGCGUCAUCAUCAUCAUCAUCAGCAUCGGCGUUGUCAACAGCGCAAUAAGCGGUGACCAGCAGCUACAGCGCCAUCGAAAGCGGAAGCACAAGCGAUAUCGACACCGUCAGAAUCAUCAUCAUCAGCAGUAGCAGCAGCAUCAUCAGCAGAAGCAACAGCAGCAGCAUCAGCAGCAACAGCAGCAUCACCAUCAUCAUCAGCAGCAGUAGCAGCAUCAGCAGCAGCAGCAUCAUCAGCAGUAGCAGCAGCAGCAUCACCAUCAUCAGCAGCAGCAACAGCAGCAGUAGCAGCAUCAUCAGCAGUAGCAGCAGCAUCACCAUCAUCAGCAGCAGCAACAGCAGCAGUAGCAGCAUCAUCAGCAGUAGCAGCAGCAGUAUCAGCAUCACCAUCAUCAGCAUCACCAUCAUCAGCAACAGCAGCAGCAUCAUCAUCAGCAGCAGCUGUAGCAGCAUCACCAUCAGCAAGAGCAGCAUCAUCAGCAACAGCAGCAGCAUCGCCAUCAUCAGCAGCAUAAUCAUCAGCAAGAGCAGCAGCAUCAUCAGCAAGAGCAGCAGCAUCAGCAGCAGCAUCAUCAGCAAGAGCAGCAGCAUCAUCAGCAUCAGCAACAGCAGCAGUACCAUCAUCAGCAGCAGCAGCAUCCGCAAGAGCAGCAGCAGCGAGGAAGAGGAUGACAGCGCCACGUCCACGGGGCGAGCGCGGCUGGCGAUGGAGACUAGCAGCGGAGCGAGCCUGACCCAACCCAGAGGCCGUCGCCUCCUCCUCGUCCUCCUCCUGCCAGGAGCGACCUCCACCCAGCGCCGCUGACACCCGCGUUGUCCUCAACCCACCACCACACUCCACGGGUUCGACUCCACCACUCUCUUCGCCCUCGCAUGGCUACGCUUUGGACGCACAUCCGCGCGUGGAACAGGAGGCGCGCCUCGCUGGGGUGGCAGCAGCGGCAGCAGCCCCAACUCGCGCUGCUGUGCGUCUCUCACUGCCUGCUGCUGCUGCUGAUGAUGAUGCUGAUGCUGGUGCUCGGGACACCGUCGAGUCAAAGCCACGCCGCAGACGCCGCAGCUGCCCCCGUCACCGCUGUGAAGGUCGUGGCCGGGAAAAUGUUCACGCUGAGGAAUUGCCCCGGAGCAGAGACCGGAGCGACGGCAUCUCCCUCGCCUGUGUGCCGUGCGGACGGGCACCGCGGCCCCCCCUCUCUGCCGGAUUGGCUGCUCUGUGAUCCAUCUACGUCGGGCCUACGGGGAGUGCCCGUCGACUCGGACCGCGGGAGCCACACCGUCGCCUCGUGCUGCCCCGGGACCUUCUCUGUGCACGUGCUCGCCGAUUGGGAGUCGCCGCGAGCCUGGCUCUUCCAAGAUCCCUCCUCCAGUCCGCCCAAGAACGGGGCAGGCACAUCCGGCGUAGAGAUGGAGCGCUGCGCAUCGGGCUCCUCCGCUGCCACCUUCGCGUCGCUGGUGCUCGAGGGCCGGGCCGAGUCCCUGAGCGCCGAGCGGCGGCUGCGGCUCAUCUCGGUGCUGGCCCGCUACCUGCGCCUCGACCCCUACGCCGUGACGCUGGCGCCACUCGGGACGCCGUCGCAGCUGGCGCGCCUCAACCGCAGCGCGGUCGCCGCUAGUGGGGCCUUCGGGCCACGAGACGAGACCGGCCGGGCUGCGAGCCGUAAGGCCGCGCUGCCGACCGGCGGCGGCGGCGCUGGUGGGCCGGAGGAGAGUGCCGGUGCUUCGGGGCCAGUUCGGCUCCGCCUCCGAGACGCUUCGGAGCGCGAGGCGUCGGGCCCCGAGACGUUGGGCCCAGACCCGCGGGGCCGUGAGCUGCCGGGGCCGGAGGGCGGCCUCACGGAGGUAUCGUGGCCCGUCGCCUGCGGCCCCUUUGAGCCGGCCACGGAGCUGGCCCAGGUGCUGUCGCACAGCGUCGCCUCGGGCCGGAUGUCCGACGUGACGGGCCACGCAGUGGUCGGCUGGCGGGUGCUGGUCGAGAGCCGCGGCAGCGGCGGCGUCGAUGGCGCCGACGCCAAAAGCGGCACGGCAACGUCGAGGAAGAGGAUGCUCACGGCCACGGCCACGCCGGUGCUCAUGCCGGCGACGACGAGGCUCCUGCCGGCGUUUGAGGCCGCCGCCAGUGAUGCCGAGGGAGCGGUGGCAGUUGCCGCGUGCUGCGGUUUCGGUGUCGCCGUCGCCGCCGCAACCGCCGCCGCAACGGAGCUCUCCCCAUCCCCCGUGCGCCUCUCCACUCCGCCCUCUGGCGAUCAGACGGAUUCAGACUCGUCGACCCAAGCCCCCUUCCCGAGCACGUGGCCCAGUCUGCAUGACGCACAGGGGGUGGCCCGACCCGACGGCGGCGUCGCGCUGACGGGUCUCCACAGCUCAACGGUGCCCGUCGUCGGUGACCGCGCGUCGCCCUUUCCUCUCGCGCCACCCACGGUCCCCAUCGCCGGCACGCCGGCGUAUCCGUGCACUCCGACGGUGGGCCACUCCACCGGCGCCGGGCGCUCCAGUAGAACGGCUCCUCCCCCGUCGUGGAGAGGUUCUCCAUCGCUCGGCAAGACAAUCGCACGCGCGUCCCAGCCUCGCUCCGGCCGCGUCGCGCCGUCGUCCGCGCCGCCGGAGUUGCCGUCAACCCGGCUCGGCACCAAUGCCUCCCGGGACUUGCAGCACCGGCAAUCUGAGCCUGCGAGUCUGAGCGGCACGGGACGCUAUGAAACAAAUUGGCCGGGGGUGACCCCGUCGCUAUCCGAUGCUGUGCUGUGGCUCGAGGCGAUGGUGAGACCAUCUCUUCUCUCGCCGGUUAUAGCCACGACCGCUGGCCCUGCCGUCUCGCCGCCAGUGGCGACAUCGCCCAUGGUUUCGUGGCUGAGCGCAACGGUGCCGGAGCUCACGCCGAGUGGCCAGCCGGUGCCAGCAGCAGGCGGCGGGCAGGCGGGGCAGCCGUCCUGGUCGUCGUUCUGGCAGCGGACGCCAGAGAUGAGUUUGGUGACGACGUGGCAUGAGCUGGUGGGCCGAGCGGGCUCACUCACGCAGCUACCACCGCCGCCGUCAUCUCAGAUUAUUCAGAGUUGCCAGCCUCAGCGGGCGAGACACCCCGUGUCGUUUCCUGCUGAGUGGAGUGGCUCGACGGAGGACGCAGACGUUUCCUUUGCGCCGAGCGCGACGCAGGGUUCAGACUGCUCCUUCGGGGACUCGCUGCACGACGGCUCGCCGCUCGGGCACGGAACAAUGGAACGCACACGUUCGCUGUCACCACAGCGUAGUGGCACGGCCAUGCCCCACGACUUUUUCUCUUCUGUUUAUGCAGCCGAGCAGGCCAGAGAUGCAUCAUCGGUCUAUGAAGUACAACAUUUGGAUGAUUCGCAGCACGGAUACAGAACGGAGAAGCCGGUGCACUCGUCGCCGAUUUACGGCACAAUCUCUCCCAGCGAUUCACUCAGCGCUCACACGAUGGAACGAGCCACUGAUGCCUCGUCCCUUUUCAAAACGCGACAGCGAGGCGAUCCGUCGCUCCUCUCUUGUGCGGCAGGGCCCACUGAAUCACCUCCCGUGUACACAGCGGAACGGCGUGGGGAUUCAUCGUCUCUCUGCACGACGGCGCAACUCGAUGACUUACCCUCCGGCCGCUCCUCCCCCCACGCCACACGCCAACCAACUCCUUCACCGUUGCUUUACGAAACGGAGCUGCUCGCCACCAGAGCCCAGCCCUCACGGCGGACGGAGCGAGCCGGCGAUGUGAUUUUCCUCCGCGAAGUUGGCGGCACCGGCAGCCCUCCGGCAAAAACUUUCGGGGCCCAACGGACCACUUUGCUCGCGGCGGAAGCGGGGGCAGUGCUUUCCCGCGUGCCGGCCGCAUCUCAGCAGAGUUUCUCCACCGCUCCGAGCACCGCCGACAGGGGUGCCGUCCCCGGAGGAUGGGGUCACGGAACCGGCACAUCCGUCACGGUGACCUCCACCCCCAGCCCGGCGUCCGAGACAGCUCCGCUCGGAAGAUCGAUGGGACCAAUUCCAGCGUCCUCAGCUCUGCUGUGGGAUGCAUCGCUGAGCCUUGCUUCCGAUUUGCUUCCAUCAUUCAUGCCACCGCUGCCCGCCGACUUGACUUAUCGCCAGCCUCGCGAGCGCUUUACCACCGCAGCAGCCGCCUCCUCCUCCUCCUCCUCCACCCCCUCCGCUGGGAGCGACUCCCCGGCACCGCCGGCGACUCCCGGUGGCGCCACGGGACGAAGGGGCGGGGUCCAGCCUCCGCGAUCCGACUCCGGCGCCCGUCCUCACGGCCCGGCCAAGUUCGACACCGGGUGCGGACGGGGGAGUUGCGGCAUCGAUCCAGCCGAGCCUCCGUUCCUCCACGUCUCCCGAGUUCCGGUUGUCACGCACGGCCGUUGCCAGUGAUGCCGCCGCCACUGGCGCCGCUGGCACCACCAGUGCCAUGACGACCGGGGAACCGGUGCCAGUGGAGGGCAGCGUCGUCGGGAGGAGAAUUCGUUCGAGCUGGGGGGCCUGUGCCCCCCCCUGCGAGUCUGACCGUCGCUCCGUCACCUCGCUCUGCCCGCACGGAGGAGACCCCAGCGUUGGCGAGCGCAGCGACGGUUACCACGGCAAUGCUCUCGGCUCCCAGCAUUCCCGGGAAAUUUGCGGUGAUGACCCCUGACCACGGCAACGAGAGGUCACCAAACGCGGUCCCACAUGCGUCCAAGACUGCCGGUACAUCGCUCUCGAAUCACGCUCGCUCGUAUUUUUUUUCUUUUCGCAUCGUUGUCUGGAUGUGGAGGCGCCGGUCAAGGUAUCAACUUUUUUGUUUACGUUUUUUUAUGUUUGG
Messenger RNA from Lethenteron reissneri (Far Eastern brook lamprey), 5713 nucleotides. RefSeq names its product mucin-17-like. The record is from RefSeq and is a predicted model, not a curated record. Lineage: Eukaryota; Metazoa; Chordata; Hyperoartia; Petromyzontiformes; Petromyzontidae. Gene Ontology annotation, cellular component: sarcolemma; dystroglycan complex. Gene Ontology annotation, biological process: nerve development; axon guidance; morphogenesis of an epithelium. Gene Ontology annotation, molecular function: laminin binding.